CUUUCAUCCUUGUGGGCAGGACCGGGUGAGAGUUGUCAAUUUCAGCAGAGAUAGUCAAAUGAAUGAGAUCGGACGCGCGAUGAAUCGUAAAGUCCGUGCAGGUCAGUGCAUUUGCAUACAUUUGUGUCUAUUGCUACUAGCUAAUGCUAGACAGUACGUCGGCGUGAUGAGGGGACUUGUCGAGAUAGCAAGUUCCGACAUGCAAGUAUGCCCGAGUUGUACAAUUAACAUAGAGUCCAACGAAGUAUGCUCAAGUUGUCACGGUGUAUUCUUGCAGAGACCCUGCUGUUACUUGAGGGACACCUUGCAUGACAAAUCAGUACAAACACCUUGGAAUCACUACACACCGCAACGAUUACAGUGGUAUCACACUACUUCGUGAUAGUGAUAGUAGAACUUCAUGGGUGCGGCAGUGGUGGUUGUGCACUACCGUUGAUG
Suillus discolor is the source of this 438-nucleotide messenger RNA. RefSeq lists its product as uncharacterized. The coding region runs from base 59 to 382 and encodes 107 amino acids. The record is from RefSeq and is a predicted model, not a curated record. The transcript is spliced from 2 exons. Lineage: Eukaryota; Fungi; Basidiomycota; Agaricomycetes; Boletales; Suillaceae.